Messenger RNA from Nematocida major, 1038 nucleotides. RefSeq lists its product as uncharacterized. The record is from RefSeq and is a predicted model, not a curated record. The coding region runs from base 1 to 1038 and encodes 345 amino acids. The transcript has a single exon. Gene Ontology annotation, molecular function: protein binding. Lineage: Eukaryota; Fungi; Microsporidia.
AUGAUUAUUAAGUCUAAAGUGCUAACCACAGGAAAAGACUGCAAAACCCCGCUGAGAUACACGCCAAACCGAGAAGUGUUUGACACGUACGCACACUACUACAUGAAGGAGCCGCAGGAGCUGUUUGACGACACAGCGGGGGUUGUAAAUGACCCGCAGGAAGACGAUGACAUGAGCAGCGAAGAAAUAGAAGACAACGAGAUACGGGCAACCGAUAGAAUGGCUGUGGCGCUGACAACCGAAGACACAGACUUCAGGAUGGACGUGUACAUCUUUGACAGCGAGACAGCGGCCUUCUAUGUGCACCACGACGAAUUUCUGCACGGCACGCCAACGGACUUGGCGCUCGUGGACAGGAAUGAAGACCCCCUUGCGCUUAUUUCAAACGAGGACGGGACUGUUUCAACAUACAGGCUUUUUGUCACAAACCACUUCCUGCCAGACAGCGUAAUUGCAGCACACAGCUCAAAGGUCGAAGGCAUCGCAGCAAGUCUGGCGCACGUUAUGUCGUACAGCGCAAAAAGCAUGAAGCUGUGGGACAUUGCUUCGCAAAAGAACGUGAUCACGCUGGAAAAAGCCACAAAGGCCGCCACGCUGUGCGAAAACAUGCUUUACUUUGAGGAAAACGCAUCCCUGUGCAUGAUGGACAUACGAGACAGCGCAGUGCACAAGGUGUUCGCAUGCCCCGCCAACAUAACAGCGGUUGCAGCCGCAGGAAACAUGGUGACCGCGGGGCUGUGCGAUGGAACGGUGAUCUACAGCAUAAACAAGGCGAAAGAAAAAAGCUUCAAGGCGCAUGCGCAGAAGAUAAACAACAUGGAAGCCUCUUUGGACAGAUACAUCACAUGUGCGUCGUACGACGAGACAAUAACGCUGUUCGAUACGCAGAACUGCGAAAUAAUAGAAAGAAGGGAGACCGGGCUGGACAAUGUGAGUGUAGGCGUGCCUGCAGACAGCGCGGCGGUCUACACAUACCCCACGCAGGAGGGAGAGUUGGAGCUUGGCUCAUUCGAAGAGGCCUUAUUAAGAGUGGAAUAA